AGUAAGUGAUGAGCCGGGAUCCAAAUUUAUCUGUCAAAGCCUUGUUCGCUCUGCGAUAUCAGUCCUCCAGGUCAGAGCCCCUGAGAAAAUGGAGUCAGAAGAAGGAGCCAUAUUGUAGAAAGGAAUAUCAUUGGACAAGCAAGAACAGGAUAGUCAAGCAUCACUAAGAGGAGAAACUUUCCAGAAGGAAGUGGCUGUUCAGAAACCCGGGUUUCAGGUAAAAACGAUACCUGACAAUGUCGAGCAAAACAGCAAGCACCAACAACAUCGCCCAGGCACGGAGGACUGUGCAGCAGUUGAGAAUGGAAGCCUCCAUCGAGAGAAUAAAGGUUUCAAAGGCAUCAGCAGACCUCAUGUCCUACUGUGAGGAGCACGCCAGGAGUGACCCUUUGCUGAUCGGGAUACCAACCUCAGAAAACCCUUUCAAGGAUAAAAAAACUUGCAUCAUCUUAUAGAGGAACACAGAAACAGUCCCUCACCUCUUCUCAACAAAGCAAAUUGUGAGCAGCUCCUGGGAAGAAAUUUACCUUCAGCUUAUUUGGUAACCACUGCUAAUAACUAAAAUACUCUGACUUGGAAUGAUUGACUCUGAUGUCUUUAUUUUCCAAGUUGCCCUUUCUCUAAAACACCUGUUACUGAUUUAAUACAGAAUUACAAAUCAUCUUUUCCAUUUGAUAACUACGGCGUCAUAUUGGAUUAUUGCUUUAGAAAAGUUGGUUUGGGCCAUUUAAAAAAAAGCAUGAUUAUAUACUUUUAAAUAUAUGAAUAACCCAGUCAUAAAGAUGAAAAUGCCAAGAAUAACUUAGUAUGUUUUUAAUAGGGUUGUGCCAACCUCUACAGUGUACAUGGGUGAGGAGUGUUUUGUGUGUAUAUAUACGUCUUUGUAUAUACACAUAUCAAUGCUUAUUUCCUUAUUAAACUUUCUCUCUCCAUGCCAUCAGUUCAACUGCAGAAGUUAUACCUUUGUCUUGAGCUGUAUGUAGAUAGAAUAAAAGUUUUUCAUAUAGUUAUUGUACAAAAGGUAUCCACUGUAAUUGAGUCAUGAAGAAAUGUUGGCUGACCUCUUAGGCUAAAAUCAACUAUACCGAUUAAAAUUUAAAAACGGAACUAAAAACCUUCUUAUGAGGCAUUCACAAGGGAACCUAAAAAGGCUCCUAUGAUCCUGAGUCUGGAGAAGCGGGGGGAGGCCUCUGGGGCUCAUGUUUUCUGGAUUAUGAGGAGACACCUCUGCCACCCUAAUGCCUAGAGUGAGACAGAGUGUGCAUGGGCCCCUGCCAAAGAGGAGCAGGAAUGUGUGAAAACCAGCUGCUUUUCUCAGCCAGACUUUGUGAUUUCACUCUCUCUGCCCUGCCCUUUGUCUUUCCUCUCCCACUAGAACAUCUGUUUCCAGAGCCCAAGUGGGUAGAACACGGUGGGACUGAAACAUAUGAAACACAAUGGUAUCAGGCCCUUAAGCACCUUUCAAAUACCUAUAGUGCCAGUGUGUUCCCUACCUUGUCCACAAACCACCUGAAGCAGGCUUGGAGUCAGGGGUACACAACUUGGGUUUUAGGGCUCCAGCAGUGGGUUCCUGGAUUUUCCUUUGGACAUGCAUGCAGCCCUCACAUCCUUGGAAUUUCCAGGGGGCACCUCAAGGAAUCGCCUGUGCCCAGAGAGUAUUGUAACUUUAUCAGAGAGAGAGAAAGGUCCUUUAAAAAAAAAAAAAAAAAAAAGUGCUCACUUAAGAGGUCAAACCAUACACAAGCCUUUGAUGUUUUAAUUCAUCUUUAGUUCAUUAAAAAUAACUACUGAUGAAGGAUUAAAACCUCCUUUUCCAAAAGGAGUCAGCCCCACGAUGGAAUUAUUUAUGAUGGUUUUCCCUAGUUCUGUAUAAUCUUGCCCUGCAACACAAGCCCCUUUUAAAACCUAAUGUCUGUUUUUGAGCAUUAAGCUGAUUGUGGGUGAACAAUUGUAGUGCUAUUUUUAAACUGCUCAAAUACAGACAGUAUUUCCCCAGUUACCUACCUGUUCAGUAUUGUGAACUGCCCGGACUUUUCCAAGGUCACGUGAAAAUCACGCCAUGGGCCUUAACCUCUUGUCAUCUGCCUCUGGGUUUUGCAAUAUGACCAGUUUCCAAGUAAAUUAUGGGCACCUGUUUAGGAGAGAUAAAGGUGAAAUUUGAAAUGUGCACUAAAAAGACAACAUUACAUUUAAUGCUUCACUUAAUGAGACAUUUUCUUUUAAUAAGUAUAUUUUUCUACUGAUAGUUUCAGAACACUAAUCUUAUUUUCACUCUGAUUUUUAACAUGUUUCUUUAAAUAUUUAUAAUACAGCUUGUUAAAUAUUUUUAUGAAAUUUAUUAUACCUUUUCAUUAUAUGUGCACUUUUUCAGUAGCAAGCAUAGUUCAUUCUUGAGUACUAAAUUAUGUUCUUUUACCAAAAGAGAACAAAUAUGUUUUGCUCUCUGUUUGUUAAAGUGCUUAUAGUGGUAAGGAAUAGACUUGAGGUCCCUGGAGAGUUCAGCUUUUGCUGGUCAGAUAACAUAAAGGCUAGGAGUAUAAAUGUCAUGUAACUUCCUAACGAGGUAUAGGGCAUGUUUAAGAAAAGUGAAAUCACAUCCUUUGAUGCUGGACCCAGUGGAGAAAAAUUGUAGCUAAACGUUGAUUUACUUUCAACUAGACGUCUAUGUGAGAAAGUAUACAUAUAGGAUAUGUAGAAGUCACUUAUCAGGCUUUAUUUUACUUAUGAAACACCAUUUUUAACUGUUCUACAGCAGCUGGUUUAUGAUAAUGGACAAAUGCCCAGUAUGUGUAAUUGUUUUUCCAGCUACCACUAUAAAAACAUACUUAAUCGCAUAUAUACAUGCAACUUCUUGGCUUCAUAUCUGUGAAGCUAUUUAAAUGUGUUCAUUAUACUUUUGCCUUUAAUGCUGUUUUUCUUAAUGGUGAUCUCUUUCAUUCUUAAUGUUCAUUAGUGCAUAAAUCUGUCCAAUUGAGGCCUCAGGACCAUGGCAAGAUAUGCUAGAUAAUGUUUCAAGACUCCAGAGUACUUUACAGCAACACAUUAUUCCAGUUCAUUCACCAAGUAGAGGUUGUGGCUACUUUUUCUUCUACAAAGAAUCGGGUUUUUACAUUUCCUUACCUUAUGAAAAUGAAAGUGCCAUAAUUAUCUUUUAAAGGAAGGACCUGCCUUCUCUCCAUACUGUUUUUGUACUUUACUAAUCUUUCAACUAUCAAAAAAAAUUAUACCAGUGAUUUAAUAACUUUGAGGCACAGGUUAAUUGAAGUAGUAGACAAUGUGCUGAACUUUGGCUUCAGAUGCCUUCUUCUCAGCUGAUUUACAACUAAGUGUCAUCUGAUUACUCCAACUAUUGAUUGAAGAUCUGUAGAGGCCCAAAAAUUGAACUACAUGUCAGUCCUUCUCAAUAAAACAUAAUACUGGAGUGUGUUAUGAAUUGUAUUUAUUUCUUUUAUGGUAGAUCUGUUAACAGGAACAAAAUACGUGAAUCAAAUAGAAUUUAGUGUAAAUUAAAAUAGAGCACUUACCAAAAGUUGGGUGGCCUGGAUCAUAGCCUUGGCUCCUUUUUUAGCCAAUGUGGUGUCCCUGUGUUGUGUGACUCCGAACAAGGCACUUCAUCUCACUGGGCCUCCGUUCUACCAUCUGUAAAACAAGGGGCUUGAAGUAGAUGAUGGUGGAGAUCCACUCUCCGAAGCCUCAGUCCAAUGGCCUACCCCGCUACAGGGCCUGCCAACGUGUUGGUGCUAUAAGCUGCUUCAAAAUAUAAAAUGGUUUGUCUAUCAUAUAUGCUCAUUUAAUAGCUUAUGAAAGGACUUUUUGUUAUAAAGCCUUUUCUGGUUUUAUAGACUUGAUUAUUGUAAUGUCUUGUUUUUAGCCAUGUAACUCUAAACAUCAUUCACUUGAUGUCCCAGUAAUCUGCGUUUGAUAUAUAGUUGAUGGGAUUUUGUUAUUUUAUAGCAUUCUUUGGCUACUCAUCUGUCCAGCAUCUUAUUAACCUAAGCACUGUGAUCAUUGUUUGGAAAUCUGUCCUAUGGAAAAAAUAGAAACAUUUACUUCACAUGUAACUUCACAGAUUCAAAAGAAGUUUCAUUAAAACAUCCUUCUCUUUAUUCGAUCAGUGCCUCACUGUAUCAUCCUACUUGUGUUUUGCUCAAUAAAUUAAUAGAAGACCA
Messenger RNA from Hyaena hyaena (striped hyena), 4169 nucleotides. It is a transcript of the gene GNG12, whose product is annotated as G protein subunit gamma 12. The record is from RefSeq and is a predicted model, not a curated record. Gene Ontology annotation, molecular function: G-protein beta-subunit binding. The transcript is spliced from 3 exons. NCBI's taxonomy places the organism in Eukaryota, Metazoa, Chordata, Mammalia, Carnivora, Hyaenidae. Bases 237 to 455 code for a protein of 72 amino acids. Gene Ontology annotation, cellular component: heterotrimeric G-protein complex. Gene Ontology annotation, biological process: G protein-coupled receptor signaling pathway.